AUGGUACUUAAGUGUAAGGGAGCGUGUAACUUGUGUGGAGACAAGAACUGCCCCGAUCAUGUUCAUUGCCAUUCCUGGAAACAGAGAGGUUUUUGUCGACCUGGAGGGCCAUAUUACUCCUACAUGAAGGCGUACUGUCCAGCCACCUGCGAGCUAUGUGGAUCGUCAAAGACUGAACCAACAACGUCUACAACGCCUGCUUCGUCAACGACCGCUGAACCAUCUACAACGCCUAGUCCUUCAACCACAGGUGUACCAUCCACGACGUCUAGUCCUUCAACCACUGAUGCACCAUCUACGACAUCUACUCCUUCAACCACAGAUGCACCACCUACGAAGUCUGGUCUUUCGACCACUGAUGCACCAUCUACGACGUCUGAUGUUUCAACCACAGGAGAACAAUCUAGUUCGUCAUCAAAUACUACCGCUGCUCUGACAGCUGAAGUUGAUGCUUGCUUAAAAGCACACAACGAAAGGCGUGCGCUUCAUGGUGCAAGUCCGCUGGUCUGGGAUGAUACACUGAGAGAGCAUGCGCAGGCUUGGGCCGAUCACCUGGCUGAGACUGGCAAAAUUCGUCAUGACCCAAACCGAGACGAGGAAGGAGAAAACAUAGCUUGGUUUAAAGGAUACAAAACUGCAAACUGUGAGGAUGCACUGAUAGAAUGGUACGACAGAGAGGAACCAAAGUAUGAUUAUAAGAAUCCUGGAUUUUCUCCUGAAACGGGCCAUUUUACCCAGGUUGUAUGGAAGGACACCAGAGCAGUAGGAGUCGCUCAAGCCUCCAGAGGCUCAGGUUUUUCAAAACAGAUCUUUAUCGUGGCUCGUUACAGUCCUUCAGGAAACUUCAUUUUGAGGAGAUUUAAAGAAAAUGUGGUGGGGAGACGAAACCAGCCAAAUACCACGCCUAGCUGGAAACGUUCAUCCACCAGAGGCUCAAAGACAACACCUGACACCUUAGUCACCAGAAAAGCAGUAACAACAAUACAGCCUUCGGCCCCUGCCACAUCUCUUACAGCUGAAGUAAAAGCUUGCUUAAAAGCCCACAACGAAAGGCGCGCGCUUCAUGGAGCGAGUCCGCUGGUCUGGGAUGACACGCUAGUAGAGCAUGCGCAGGUCUGGGCAGAUCACCUGGCUGCGACUGGUAGAAUUCAUCAUGACCCAAACCGAGACGGCGAAGGAGAGAACAUAGCUUGGUUUAAAGGAUACAAAACUGCAGAUUGUGAAGAUGCUUUGGUAGGCUGGUACGACAGAGAGGAACCUUUGUACAAUUAUGAAAAGCCUGAAUUUUCUCCCGGAACGGGCCAUUUUACCCAGGUUGUAUGGAAGGCUUCCACAGCUGUAGGAGUCGCUCAAGCUUUUAGAGGCUCUGGCUUUUCGAAAGAGAUCUUUAUCGUAGCUCGUUAUAGUCCUUCGGGAAACGUUUUGAGAAGAUUUAGAAAAAAUGUGGGAGAGAAAAGAAAUCAACUAAAUACCACGCCUAGUUGGAACCGUUCAUCCGCCGGCGGCCCCAGAACUACACCUGAAACCUUAGUCACCAAGAAAGUAGUGACAACAAUUCAACCUUCAGUGCCCGCCACAUCUCUUACAGCAGAAGUAAAAGCUUGCUUAAAAGCACACAACGAAAGGCGUGCGCUUCAUGGAGUAAGUCCGUUGGUCUGGGAUGACACAUUGGUAGAGCAUGCGCAGAUCUGGGCUGAUCACCUGGCUGAGACAGGUAAAAUUCGUCAUGACCCAAACCGAGACGGCGAAGGAGAAAACAUAGCCUGGUUUAAAGGUCACAAAACUGCAGACUGUGAAGAUGCUUUAGUAGGAUGGUACGAUCGUGAGGAGCCAAUGUACGAUUAUGCGAAACCUGGAUUUUCUCCCGAAACAGGUCAUUUUUCUCAGGUUGUGUGGAAGGCGACUACAGCGGUUGGAGUGGCACAAUCUUCUAGAGGCUCGGGCUUCUCAAAAGAAAUUUUUAUUGUUGCUCGUUACAGUCCUACGGGAAAUGUUCUGAGAAGAUUUCAGAAGAACGUUGGAGUCAAGCGUUCUAAAAGUUAAAGCAUAGAAUAGCAUAAUACACUUGUUCUGUUGGGCCUUUACAUCAAUCAUGUCAAAUGCCUUCGCGUUUACCAUUGAGUAGCUUCUGAGUAACAUGUAACACAACAGCACUCUGCAAGAAACCAGAAGUAAAGAAAUUUAAGUAUAAUGAGCGUUGAUUUUUAAAACAUCCUUUUCUAACUGAGCCACUAGAGAUACUCGUCAAUGCCAAAAGCAAUUUGUUCCUGCUUUGCGUUUUCUUCUUGUACAGAGUUUGCGGCUAGUUUAUCUAUCGAUGGAUCUAGCUGCAAGGG
This is a messenger RNA of Pocillopora damicornis (cauliflower coral), 2336 nucleotides long. RefSeq lists its product as uncharacterized. Lineage: Eukaryota; Metazoa; Cnidaria; Anthozoa; Scleractinia; Pocilloporidae. Gene Ontology annotation, cellular component: extracellular region. The record is from RefSeq and is a predicted model, not a curated record.